CUCCUCCAGCCCUGGGAUUUCAUACCGAAGGACGUUUGUGCUGCUGUUGAAGCUCGCGUCGGUGGCUCGGAAGCGUUUUGGAAGGCCAACACCAUCCCCAUCGUCAUCUCCCGAAACUCUGACUUCAAAUCCAGCAUCAAUAAGAUCAAAUCUUAUCUCGGGGCUUACCGCAACCCGCUUUCUACUAUCCCCAUGCCUUCUACCCCCAUACUCAAAUCCGCAAAUCUGAUUAUUCCGGUGGCAGCACAAGGUGUGGCGACCUCGAAAUUGGUUAGUAUAGUAGAGAUGGCGAAGAGAGUUGUUAUGCCCAGCCAGACUAGGAGUGGCAUUGUGCUGGAGGAUGAGGAUACUAAGCAGAAGGUGGAGGAAUGGUAUGCGUAUACGAGUUUGGGGGGGAGGCUUGUGAGGAGUGGGAAGAGUCAGGGUGGGAAGAGGAAGAGGAGAGGGAAUAGGGGUGUGGGUGAAGCUGAGACUGGGACUGUAGAUGUAGAUGUGGAUAUGGGUAGCAAUAGCGACUUCAAGCAAACAUCUUUUCCCGUCAUCACGAUCUGGCUGGCCAGAUCAGAGAUCCCGGAAUUCAGAGAUGCGUUUGGUGAGCAGAGGUUUAAGGUGCUGGGGCUGGGGGAACAGGAU
Messenger RNA from Lindgomyces ingoldianus, 633 nucleotides. RefSeq lists its product as uncharacterized. The transcript is spliced from 2 exons. The annotation marks the transcript as partial. The record is from RefSeq and is a predicted model, not a curated record. Lineage: Eukaryota; Fungi; Ascomycota; Dothideomycetes; Pleosporales; Lindgomycetaceae.